CGUAUCGAAGCGGAUCCGGAUGUUUCAUCCCGCACAUGCUCAGUUUGUGGCUAUCAGGGGAAAUGGGUCUCGGAGAUGAUCCGACAUAAGCGUGUUCACACCAACGAGCGUCCGUUUCGAUGCAAAUACUGCUCAAGGACGAGCAAGUGGAAAGCCGAUUUGAUCAGACAUGUUGCCAGUCAGUUUGCACUUUCCAGCCCAGCAAUGCUUUUGAAACACAUGGUAUCCGAGUGGUUUCAAAGUACAGCCGAAGCAAAUUCGAUAGUACGCCGAAUGUUGCGCUGGAUUUGGCCACCAAUAGAACUGAAUUGA
This is a messenger RNA of Gongylonema pulchrum, 312 nucleotides long. The record is from the annotation of a GenBank genome assembly. Lineage: Eukaryota; Metazoa; Nematoda; Chromadorea; Rhabditida; Gongylonematidae.